CGACCAAAGAAACCAGAGCGCACGGCACAAAGAACUACCCGCACGACGCCGCGCAGUACAACAUGCGUCCAGCUUGCCACCUCCGCCGCGCCGUCUCGGCGCUCCUCGCGGCCGCCCUCCUGCUGUCCGCCGCGGUCCCGGCCGCCAGGGCGCAGGAAGAAACCGAGCACGAGGAGGAGUUCAGCUACGUCCGCGGCGACGAGAACGGGCCGGAGCACUGGGGCGCGAUCAAGGCGGAGUGGGCGAACUGCAGCAGGGGGCGGAUGCAGUCGCCCAUCGACCUCUCCCACGAGCGCGUCAAGCUGGUGCGCUCCCUCGGCUACCUCAACCACGCCUACCGCGCCGCCGAGGCCUCCAUCGUCAACCGCGGCCACGACAUCAUGGUGAGGUUCGAGGGCGACGCCGGGAGCCUGGUGAUCAACGGCACGGCGUACUUCCUCAGGCAGCUGCACUGGCACUCGCCCACCGAACACACCGUCAACGGCCGCAGGUACGACAUGGAGCUGCACAUGGUGCACGAGAGCGCGGAGAUGAAGGCGGCGGUGAUCGGCAUCCUCUACGAGAUCGGCAGACACGACGCGUUCCUGCACCAGCUGGAGCCGUUCCUCAAGCGGAUCGCGGACAAGCGGGACAGGGAGGAGCGGGUGGGCGUGGUGGACCCCCACGGCGUGCGCGGCUGGGCCAGCGUCUACUACCGCUACAUGGGCUCCCUCACCGUGCCGCCCUGCACCGAGGGCGUCGUCUGGACCAUCGUCAAGAGGGUUCGCACCGUGUCGGAGUACCAGCUGGAGCUUCUCAGGGAAGCCGUGCACGACGAUAUGGAGAAGAACUCGAGGCCGCUUCAGGAGGUGAACAACAGAGACAUCGGCAUCUUCCGGCCGAGCCCACAUAAACAUUACUAGGGCAGGGUCCGUUUCCAGCAGCUCAGUGAUGCAUGGGCUGACGUGGAGACGCCAGUAGAUCAGAAUAAUGUAUAUGGGUCAGUCACAUUCGUUUGGCGCUUCGGUCUGAAUGAAGUUUAAUUUACACAGGAGAUGGAUGUUGUAUGGUAUAGAUGAAGAUUUUCUUUUUUGUAAUUCUUUCCAUUUCUGUGCCUUCUUUAUACGAGUAAAUAAAGCAUACUUCAUGUCCUA
Molecule: messenger RNA, 1133 nt
Organism: Phragmites australis (common reed)
Lineage: Eukaryota; Viridiplantae; Streptophyta; Magnoliopsida; Poales; Poaceae
Product: alpha carbonic anhydrase 7-like
Exons: 7
Coding region: 63-902 (279 amino acids)
Molecular function (GO): carbonate dehydratase activity; zinc ion binding
Source: RefSeq, a predicted model, not a curated record